Molecule: messenger RNA, 1188 nt
Organism: Larimichthys crocea (large yellow croaker)
Lineage: Eukaryota; Metazoa; Chordata; Actinopteri; Sciaenidae
Gene: med7
Product: mediator complex subunit 7
Exons: 2
Coding region: 175-939 (254 amino acids)
Biological process (GO): regulation of transcription by RNA polymerase II
Cellular component (GO): mediator complex
Molecular function (GO): transcription coregulator activity
Source: RefSeq, a predicted model, not a curated record
GUUCAGCCAAUAGGAUUCGGGGACAGGGAAAGAACGUCACUCCAAUGUAUGGAAAGGUGCUAGGCUAGUUAUGAGCUAUCGUUGAUUGUCCGGUUCAACAGCGAGAUUUUGCUACAUUUAAAUCUCUAAAAUAUACAUUCACCAGCUGGAGGAGUCAUCUGAGAGGUCCGCAUCAUGGGUGAACCGCAGCAGGUAAGCGCCCUGCCUCCUCCGCCUAUGCAGUACAUCAAAGAGUACACGGAUGAAAACAUCCGCAAGGGUCUGGCUCCCAAGCCGCCUCCACCCAUCAGAGACAGCUACAUGAUGUUUGGCAACCAGUUCCAAUGCGACGACCUCAUCAUCAGGCCUCUGGAGAGCCAAGGCAUCGAGAGGCUCCAUCCCAUGCAGUUCGACCACAAGCGAGAGCUUAAGAAGCUCAACAUGUCCAUCCUCGUGAACUUUCUGGACCUGCUGGACAUCCUCAUCAAGAGCCCUGGCAGUAUAAAGCGCGAAGAGAAGCUCGAGGAUUUAAAGCUUCUGUUUGUUCAUUUGCACCACCUGAUCAAUGAAUACAGGCCACAUCAAGCCAGGGAGACGCUGAGGGUGAUGAUGGAGGUGCAGAAAAGACAGCGGCUAGAGACGGCUGAGAGGUUCCAGAAACAUCUGGAGAGGGUGGUGGAGAUGAUCCAGGGGUGCCUCGCCUCGUUACCUGAUGACUUGCCACAGCUGGAGGGUGCGGAUGGUGCUAGUGAUGGGACAAGAAGUGUGUCAUCGGUAGCUAGUGUUGCGUGUUCCUCUGGGCAGGCCCCCAGGCUGAAAACUGAACCAAUGGAUGUAGAGGAAGCUGGUGCCAGCUGUAUGGCAGCAGGUCAACAGGACAAGAGCGUCCCUACUUCAAAGAGAGACAAAAUAUGGGACAAAGACGCUGCCAUGUGCAGCAUUAUUGAUGAAAUUGCUUAAGUUUUCUGUCUUUUUUUGUUUGUCCUUCUAUCCUGUGUUUGUUUUUUUUUGUAUGCUGUACUUAGAUAAAUGAUGAAGAUGGUUGCUGUGUUUCCACCUCUCUCUUUAUUUAAAAAUCUGUCAUGUAGAUAUUAAGAACAGUUUCCUGUGAAGACAUUUGAACAAUGUAAAUAUUACACACACACCAACUUACGGUGCCAACUUUCAGUAUUUGUAAUAAACUCCAAUAAAGAGCUUUCCGAUUGCAUU